Molecule: messenger RNA, 1380 nt
Organism: Penicillium brasilianum
Lineage: Eukaryota; Fungi; Ascomycota; Eurotiomycetes; Eurotiales; Aspergillaceae
Source: the annotation of a GenBank genome assembly
CCAUUAGACGCAUGACUCGCAGCAAUGGCGCAAAAUGUUGAGGCAUGGACAUUGUUGUCCUUGGCUCUAACCACAAUUUUCGUGCGUGUCUUUGUGCGAUGGAAACUUGUCGGUCCAGCCAAUUUCCAGCUUGAUGAUUAUCUUAUGCCAUUAGCGGGGAUUUUCUUCACUCUCGAAACAGUAGCGGCGUACCUUGUCGGUGCCAAAUUCGACGGUCUGACCAACAGCUACAUGACACCUGAACAACGGGCUUCACUUAGCCCAGAUUCAAGAGAGUGGGCAAAUCGCGUUGCUGGAUCUAAAAUCCAGGUAAUCGGAUGGUCAUUAUACGUGGCUAUUCUAUGGCUGGUAAAAUUUGCCCUGACGGUCUUCUACUCUCGCUUAACGACUGGCCUUCAACACCUUCCCACCCGGGUUCGACUUGCAUAUAUCAUCCUUGGUGUGACAUAUGUCGCAACACAGCUGUCCCUUCUUUUGUCCUGCCAGCCAUUCCAUGCGUUUUGGCAGAUAUACCCUGAUCCCGGAAAUUUUUGCCAACCAGCCAACUCUCGUGUAUAUGUUCUCGUUGUUGUGAUCCUUAAUGUUGUCACGGACAUUUACCUACUUUCUAUUCCACUUCCCCUACUAUGGCAGGUGAAGAUCGGUCUGAAACGGAAAAUCCCACUUAUGGCCCUAUUUUCUGGUGCUAUGUUCGUUAUCACGGCAGCAAUCAUUCGGGCUGUUAUGAUUAUGACUUCGGGUGCUGAAGGCGCCGUAAGCGGUUCUCAGUGGGCUUGUCGCGAAACAUUCGUUUCGGUCGUCGUAUCCAACCUACCCAUCAUCCAGCCACUUAUCCGCAAGGGUUUCAAGAAAAUCGGUCUUUCUCGACUCUUCAGCUCCUCUGGAAAACCCUCAGGACAGUCAUACCCACUCUCGAGCCGUGGUCUACAGACCUUGACUAGCCGAGCUGAGCGCAGUACCAAAAGGAGCAAGAAUGCAGGGCCAACCCAUACACAGGUUUCAGCAUGGGGCAGUGAUGAACACAUUCUUGAGCUUGAAUCUACCUCCAAAGAUAUUACUGUCGUCUCGGAAACUAUCGUGCGCAGUGAGCCCUGGGCCACGAAGGAGGGAGAGGGCGCCGACCACGUGGCGACGUCGCCAAAAGAAUGGGAUGGUCGAUUAUCCGCACGCUAAUGCUGGAUUACCAAGAUCAAUUAUUCUCAUAUUGACGGCAUUCGUCGAGCUCUCGAUGAACAGGAGGGCAUCCUCCAUGUGGCGUCGUGCCAUUUACAGUGGAAUUAUAAUAAUGUCAAGGGUGAUAAAAAACGUCGAAAGCUGUGGUGAAUAUAUUGCAUUGGGCGAGAGGUUUUUUUUCCGAUACUAUAAUAUUAUAAGUAUAAU